AGCUCUCCACCUCCUGUGCCCUGGACCCAGCCUACCAGAGCUAAAAAUAUUGCCCGGAGGCUCCUGAGCGGAAUCAGAUCGUGCUAAGUAGGGCACAACGCUGCCGAGGCGGCAGAGCGUCUCAGCCCCAAGGUUGGAAGAAGGCUCUGGAGCGGCCGCUCCCGCCCCCGCUCGCCCGGCGGCUAGAGCUCUCUCAGCCCCGCAGCCAGGUGUGUGUGGAGGCCAGUAUGAAGCUGAAAAAGCAGGUGACAGUGUGUGGGGCUGCUAUCUUCUGCGUGGCUGUCUUCUCGCUCUACCUCAUGUUGGACCGAGUACAGCAUGAUCCUGCUCGACACCAGAACGGUGGGAACUUCCCCCGGAGUCAGAUAUCUGUGCUUCAGAACCGCAUUGAACAGCUGGAACAGCUGUUGGAGGAAAACCAUGAGAUCAUCAGCCACAUCAAAGACUCUGUGCUGGAGCUGACAGCCAACGUAGAGGGCCCACCCGCCCUGCUGCCCUACUAUGUGGCCAACGGCUCCUGGGUGGUGCCGCCAGAGCCCCGGCCCAGCUUCUUCUCCAUCUCCCCUCAAGACUGCCAGUUUGCUUUGGGGGGCCGCGGCGAGAAGCCAGAGCUGCAGAUGCUGACUGUAUCAGAGGAGUUACCGUUUGACAACGUGGAUGGCGGCGUGUGGAAGCAAGGCUUCGACAUUUCCUACAGCCCGCACGACUGGGACACUGAAGACCUGCAGGUGUUUGUGGUCCCCCACUCUCACAAUGACCCCGGCUGGGUCAAGACCUUUGACAAGUACUACACAGAACAGACCCAGCACAUCCUCAACAACAUGGUGUCCAAGCUGCAGGAGGAUCCCCGGCGGCGCUUCAUCUGGGCAGAAGUGUCCUUCUUCGCCAAGUGGUGGGACAACAUCAGUGCCCAAAAGAGAGCAGCAGUCCGAAGGCUGGUGGGAAACGGGCAGCUGGAGAUUGCAACAGGAGGCUGGGUGAUGCCGGACGAGGCCAACUCCCACUAUUUUGCAUUGAUUGACCAGCUCAUUGAGGGCCACCAGUGGCUGGAGAAGAACCUGGGUGCAACUCCGCGCUCGGGCUGGGCGGUGGACCCCUUUGGAUACAGCCCCACCAUGCCUUACCUGCUGCGCCGUGCCAACCUGACCAGCAUGCUCAUUCAGAGGGUACACUACGCCAUCAAGAAGCACUUUGCCGCCAGCCACAGCCUGGAGUUCAUGUGGAGGCAGACCUGGGACUCGGACGCCAGCACAGACAUCUUCUGCCACAUGAUGCCUUUCUACAGCUACGAUGUCCCCCAUACGUGUGGCCCGGAUCCCAAGAUCUGCUGCCAGUUCGAUUUCAAGCGCUUGCCUGGUGGGCGUAUCAGCUGCCCUUGGAAGGUGCCGCCCCGGGCUAUCACGGAGGCCAAUGUGGCUGAGAGGGCAGGCCUGCUCCUGGACCAAUACAGGAAGAAGUCCCGGCUCUUCCGGAGCAACGUGCUCCUGGUGCCGCUGGGCGAUGACUUCCGCUACGACAAGCCCCAGGAGUGGGACGCCCAGUUCUUCAACUACCAGCGGCUCUUCGACUUCCUCAACAGCAAGCCUGAUCUCCAUGUGCAGGCCCAGUUUGGCACCCUCUCCGACUAUUUUGACGCUCUAUACAAGAGGACAGGGGUGGAGCCGGGGGCCCGGCCUCCAGGUUUCCCUGUGCUGAGUGGGGAUUUCUUCUCCUACGCGGACCGGGAGGACCACUACUGGACAGGCUAUUACACUUCACGGCCUUUCUACAAGAACCUGGACCGCGUCCUGGAAGCACACCUGCGGGGUGCAGAGAUUCUGUACAGCCUGGCUGUGGCUCACGCCCGCCGCGCUGGACUGGCCAGCCAGUUCCCACUCUCAAACUUCGCCCUUCUGACGGACGCUCGGCGCACGCUGGGGCUCUUCCAGCACCAUGACGCAAUCACGGGCACCGCCAAGGAGGCCGUUGUGGUGGACUAUGGGGUCAGGCUUCUGCGCUCCCUUGUCAGCCUGAAACAGGUCAUCAUGAACGCAGCUCACUACCUGGUGCUGGGGGACAAGAAGGCCUACCACUUUGACCCAGAGGUGCCCUUCCUACAGAUGGAUGACACCCGCUUAAAUCACGACGCCCUUCCAGAGCGCACAGUGAUCCAGCUGGAAUCCUCGCCCAGGUAUGUGGUGCUGUUCAACCCACUGGAGCAGGAGCGGCUCAGCGUGGUGUCCCUGCUGGUGAGCUCACCCCGGGUGCGCGUGCUUUCGGAGGAGGGUCAGCCCCUGGCCGUGCAGGUCAGCGCACACUGGAGCUCUGCCACCGACAUGGUCCCUGACGUCUAUCAGGUGUCUGUGCCUGUCCGCCUGCCAGCGCUGGGUCUUGGCGUGCUGCAGCUGCAGCAGGGCCUGGAUGGGCCCCGCACGCUGCCCUCCUCCGUGCGCGUCUACCUACAUGGGCGGCCGCUGUCCAUCAGCAGGAACGAGGCGUUCCCUCUCCGUGUCAUUGACUCUGGCACCAGUGACUUUUCCCUCAGCAACCGCUACAUGCAGGUCUGGUUCUCAGGCCUUACCGGGCUCCUCAAGAGCGUCCGAAGGGUGGAUGAGGAGCAGGAACAGCGGGUGGACAUGGAGUUCCUCGUCUAUGGCACCCGCUCGUCCAAAGACAAGAGUGGAGCCUACCUCUUCCUGCCUGAUGGCGAGGCCAAGCCCUACGUCCCCAGGGACCCACCCGUGCUGCGCGUCACAGAAGGCCCUUUCUUCUCAGAGGUGGUUGCCUGCUACGAGCAUGUUCACCAGGUGGUCCGGCUAUAUAACCUGCCGGGGGUGGAGGGGCUGUCCCUGGAUGUGUCUUCCUUGGUGGACAUCCGGGACUACGUCAACAAGGAGCUGGCCCUGCGCAUUCACACUGACAUCGACAGCCAGGGUAUCUUCUUCACAGACCUCAACGGCUUUCAGGUGCAGCCCCGACGGUAUCUGAAGAAGCUGCCCCUGCAGGCCAACUUCUACCCCAUGCCCGUCAUGGCCUACCUCCAGGACGCUCAGAACCGCCUCACGCUGCACACAGCCCAGGCCCUGGGUGUCUCUAGCCUCCACAAUGGCCAGCUAGAGGUGAUCUUGGACCGGAGACUGAUGCAGGACGACAACCGGGGCCUUGGCCAAGGGCUCAAGGACAACAAGAGAACCUGCAACCACUUCCGCCUCCUGUUGGAACGGCGAACCCUGGGCAGGGAGCCUGGCUUUUUCUCCAAACUGGCAGCCAUGUUUAGGGGCUUGAUCUUUCACAGCAGCAGGAACAGGAACCGAGAGGUCCGCGAGGGCUCCUCUGCAAGCUUCCCGUCCCUCCUCAGCCACCUGACCUCCAUGUACCUGAACACCCCUGUGCUCGCCCUGCCUGUGGCCAGGAGGCAGGCCCCCGGCCCCGCUCUGCGCUCUUUUCACCCUCUGGCCUCCUCACUGCCCUGUGACUUCCACCUGCUCAACGUGCGGACGCUCCAGGCUGAGGAGGAUGGCUUGCCCUCGGCAGAAACUGCGCUCCUCUUACACCGCAAGGGUUUUGACUGUGGCCUCGAGGCCAAGAACUUGGGUUUCAACUGCACUACCAGCCAAGGCAAGGUGGCCCUGGGCAGCCUCUUCCACGGCCUGGACGUGGUUUUCCUGCAGCCAACCUCCUUGACCCUGCUGUACCCUCUGGCCUCGCCCUCCAAUAGCACUGACGUCUAUGUGGAGCCCAUGGAGAUCGCCACUUUCCGCCUCCGCUUGGGCUAGGUCUCCUUGUGACCUGAAGGGAGGAUUCAUCCAUGGAGACUGGUCUCUUCACAUGAGAUCGGGUUGGGCAAGCCACACCCGGUAUCCUGUCCCGAUCUACCUCUCAGAACCACGACAGACUGGGCUCUGCCCUCGUUUCCCCUUUAUCGUUGCUUCUGUGCAGGGGCAGCCCACAGGCCCCAUGUUGGGUGGACAGGUAGGGCAGCGCGCUGAGAUGCAGCGGGGAAGGCCCUUGCUCAGAGAGGGCAAUGCCAGCCUCUGCUUUGGGGGGGGUGUGUCCACUUCGUGGGGCACCGGCUCAGGCACCCACCCUCUCCCCCAAAUGGGAUGGAGGAGAAGCAGGGGAGGCUGAGUGGGCCAGAGCCCAGCGUCAGGCUCACAGUGGGCGGCAGCUGGCUCUAGGGGAGUCCUGUCGUUGUGUAAGGACACAUGUCCUGAUGUGAGGAGCAGGAGCGGAGCAACACCAGGAGGAGGGGCUGGGGACCGAGGGGUAGCCGUGGCUGCCGUGUGGCAGGAAGGACUUGUGACUGUCAUGGCUGCAGGGCAUAAGACACUUCAGGUACCAAAACCCCCAUCUCAGACUGGGCACUCGGUCUGCGUGUUGAUUUGUGGGGUGAGGGAGGGGCCACCCUGCUUGACUCCUCUUUGGUUCCUGCACGCUAUCCACCACUCUCCCCAGGAGCCACUUCCUAUCACAGAGGCGUUUGAUCCGUCACAUUUCCUUUCCCUGGAAAGAAAGUGAAGCUUCCAACUUGAGAAGGCUUUCGACAUCAUCCUUGCAGGCCUGAAGCUUUUCCUUGCACAUCCUUCUGCAGAAGUCUUUGCAGGGAACUAGGGAGACAGACUAAAUUAGGAGGCACCGUGGCUGCUCAUCAGCCUUCAUUGCAGCUUCGAUUAUUAGAGAAAAAUUUAUUAUAGUCUCUACAGAUGCUGAAACAACAUUUGGUAGAAUAUAUUAAACAGUCUAUCCCUUAUUAAACAAAAUUUGGUAAAAUUUAAAAUCCAUCCCUUAUUAAACUCUUAGUAAGUUAAAGGUUAGGAAGAAACAUCCUAACCUAGAUAAAGGGUGUCUCCAUCUGAAACCCACAGUCAGUGGCAUUCUAAAGACCCAACCACCACAGACAUUCCCAGUAAAGUCAGAGGUUCACCAAGGCUAUACAGUUACUUAGCCGUGUUCUGGCACUACUAGCCCCUGCAGUGUGGCAGAUAGGAGCGGUGAGCAAAAGUUCCAAAAUAGCCAUCCAAUACAAUCCAAGAGGAUCAACUCAAGACCUUAAUAGAGCAUUCUGUAUGUCGACUCAAACAAUGCAUGUUGCAUUUCUGUAAAGAUUCUGGUUUUCUGCAAAUCAUCCCAUAAAUUCGAUGCAUUCCAGUGAGACUAGAUACUUUUUGGAAUUUGACAGGUUCCAAAAUUUUCAACAUCUGUCAGAUCAUAGAAAAAGCAAGAGAAUUCCAGAAAAACAUCUGCUUCAUUGACUACACUAAAACCUUUGACUGCGUGGAUCACAACAAACUGUGGAAAAUUCUUAGAGAUGGGAAUACCAGACCACCUUACCUGCCUCCUAAGAAACCUGUAUGAAGGUCAAGAAACAACAGUUAGAACCAGACAUGGAACAAUAGACUGGUUCAAAAAUGGGUAUAUAUUGUCACCCUGUUUAUUAUAUACAGAAUACAUCGUGCAAAAUGCUGGGCUGGAUGGAGCACAAGCUGGAAUCAAGAUUUCCGGGAGAAAGGUCAGUAACCUCACAUAUGCAGAUGACACCACCCUUAUGGGAGAAAGGGAAGAAGAACUAAAGAGCCUCUUGACAAAGGUGAAAGAGGAGAGUGAAAAAGCUGGCUUAAAACUCACCAUUCAAAAAACUAAGAUCAUGGCAUCCAGCCCCAUUGCUUCAUGGGAAACAGAUGGGGAAACAGUGGAAACAGUGACAGACUUUAUUUUCUUGGGCUUCAAAAUCACUGUGGAUGGUGACUGCAGCCAUGAAAUUAAAAGAUGCUUGCUUCUUGGAAGAAAAGCUAUGACAAACCUAGUCAGCAUAUUAAAAAGCAGUGACAUUACUUUGCUGACAAAGUUCCGUAUAGUCAAAGCUAUGGUUUUUCCAGCAGUCAUUUACGAAUUGUGAGAGUUGGACCAUAAAGAAGGCUAAGCGCUGAAGAAUUGAUGCUUUUGAACUGUGAUGUUGGAGGAAAUUCUUGAGAGUUCCUUGGACAGCAGGGAGAUCAAACCAGUCAAUCCUAAAGGAAAUCAAACCCUGAAUAUUCUUUGGAAGGACUGAUGCUGAAGCUCCAAUACUUUGACCACCUGAUUUCAAAGAGCUGAUUCAUUGGAAAAGACCCUAACGCUAGGAAAGAUUGAAGGCAGGAGAAGGGGAUGACAGAGGUUGAGAUGGUUGAAUGGUAUCACUGACUCAAUGGACGUGAGUUUGAGCAAGCUCUGGGAGAUGGUGAAGGACAGGGAAGCCUGGCAUGCUGCAGUCCAUGGGGUCGCAAAGAGUCGGAUAUGACUUAGCGACUGAACAGCAACAGCGCUCGUUUGGAAGAGUAAAAGUGUGAUACUACUAAAAACUCUGAGUGCGCAGCGGGUGGGUGGGGCAGUGGUGCUGGGUGAAAGACACUAGAUUCCCGGGGGCCCUGGGGCAGGAUCAGGACUGCUGGAGCUGGAGGGGGAGCCCGCAUCAGACCCAGGCGUGAGGGGCUCAGUGCAGGACAGGGGAGUGUGUUAAGUGGGAAAAAGAUGGACUAUUUAAUGAAGACCACAAUAACUGCCUAUUAAAACAGGAGCUCUCUACCUCACAGUUUCCACAAAAAGUAGCACCAGAGGGAAAAAACAAAAAAUUGAACUCCAUAAUUACUGAGGAAAAUAUAGGAUAUUUUUAUAUUCCAGUGUGGAAAGGUCUUUUCUGAACAGAAAACUUGAAAGCUAUAAUAAGGGAAAAGAUUUUACCACCAAAAAUAUGCGUAAAGUUUGUUUAUGAUGGAAACCACCAAGUUAAAACACAGAUGACUGGGAGAAAAUAUUUGCAGCACUUCAAAACUUGGUGUGUACGAUCACUUCAGGAGAAUAACUUGCUUUGAGCUCCUUAGAGCAAGUCAUGGGGCCUACUAAGCAGUGACCAGCUGAGUUUUUCUGGGUCGCCCAGGAUCAUUGCUGCCAGGCCAGGCCAUGUGGCAUCCUGUCUGUGUCACAGUGAAAGAAUGAAGAUUAUCAGAGAAUGUGACACAUUCUAUGGGUCACACAAAGAAUGAAGUGCUGAGCACAGUGCCUGGUACAUUUAAUACAGUGAAGUUGCUCAGUCGUGUCCAACUCUGCGACCCCAUGGACUGUAGCCCACCAGGCUCCUCCAUCCAUGGGAUUUUCCAGGCAAGAAUACUGGAGUGGGUUGCCAUUUCCUUCUCCAGAUCUUCCCAACCCAGGGAUUGAACCCUGGUUUCCCUCAUUGUAGGCAGACACUUUACCAUCUGAACCACCAGGGAAGUGCUCAGUAAAUACGAGCUACAGUCAUGUUCAUUAAGGAUGCUAAGCAAUUACAUUAUAGCUGGUGUUAUUUACUAGUAUAACUUGUAAUCCAGUUUUAAGGGCAAACCCCCUAGGAAAUUAGUAAAAUAAAGGCUAUUCUCUUUGGAGGUAUUAGAUGUGCAAAGAGGUUUUUCAUCUGCCAGGGACUGAAGUGUUCAUUCCUACAUCCUGGCCUCUUAGAACCCCAUAAGGCAGCAUUGCUCAAGGUGUGGUCCACCAUCACCAGAAUUACUCAUUGAAAGUCCAGCUGCCCGGCCUGUGCUGGCCGGCACACUGAAGGGGCGUCUGUGCAGCAGAGCCACGGGUCCCCAAGACUGACUUGUGACCAGAACAAGAAACGAAACCCUCCCUCAGCGCGUGGGAGGAGAAACAGACUCCUUGGCACAGCCUGUUGAACCAAUCUCUGGGGGCAGGGACCAAAGAGUCCACACUUAAAACAAGCUCCCAGGUGAGUCUGCUGCGCUUGUAACUUGGAAAAGGGCCUGCUGUUUUAAGGCUAGCAGUAACCCUUUCCCAUGGAGCUCUGGCCCUGAGGCCUCACAAUUCUGAGGGUUACAUCAAAACCAGAACCAGAUCCCUAAUGUAUACUUAAGGAAGUGUUUGCAAUUCAGGAAGGUGGAUUACUUGUGCUUGGUUGAAAUUUUUUAAAUAUACUUUUCAGCUUCCAUUUCUUAAAGGAUGCUAAAUUUUACAUACUUUGAUCCCAUUUGUUUUAAGUAUUAACACUGUAUGGACUCAUAACUACCAUCUUUGUUCUGACAGAUUUCCCUUUAUGGUAUGUGGUAGAAAAAAAUCAUGCCUCUUUGCCCUUUGUAGUAGAAUGCAUAUUUCCAGUUCAGAAAUACUUAAAAUAUGUAUGUAAGUAAUCCAGUUUAUAAAAUAUGAUGUUCAGAAUACAAUAGCCUUGUUAGAAACCAUGGGAUUAAGAGUUGGUCUCUUUCCUAGGUUAGAUUAAUACUUGGACUUUCCUGGUGGUCCAGUGGUUAAAACUUGGGCUUCCACUGCAAGGGGUCCAGGUUUGAUCCCUGAUCAGGGAGCUAAGAUCCUAUGUGCCAUGUAGCAUGACAGGAAAAAAAAAGAUCAGUGCCUGGAAUUAAGAAUGUAAGUGCAUUAACCUAUAAAUCAUACUCUGGAAUUGGAAAGAACUUAGAGAUCAUUGUGUCAAUAUAAUUUGAUAACCUAAUAUUUAACUUCUAAUUAAUAUUUCUCAGUGUUUUAUUUUUAAAAAAAUUAACCAGGGACCUUAGGCGUAAGGAAGAAAUUGGGAAGAAAGAGAGCCCUGGGGGCAGAUACCAUUUGCCCAUGAGUGAAUGCCUGCUUUCAAUGCAGGAUCCUCUGUUAAGGAAUAUGGGAUUUCUCUUCAAUUACAAACAUGUAUGAUGUCCCAGAAGGGCAUGUAGAGCUCAUUUAGUCCAACCCUCUCAUUUUACAAAUAAGCUGAGACCCACAGAGGUUACAUGAACUCCCCUAUGCCAGUGGCAGAGCCAAUUCAGUGUUCUUUCCAGUAUACAGUAUCGAUGCCAGGCUAUUACACGAAUCCAUUUUCAGUGAAAUAAAACACAUUAAAAAAAACAAAACACAGAGCCAGGACACGAGAGAACUUCAACCACUGGCAAUGGAUAGGAUUCUAUUCCUCUCUGUAACUCUCUACCCAUGAAGAGCCAUUCUGUUUCCAGGAAGAAAGGAGGACUACUGUGGCCAGCUGGAACCAUGAAGAGAACAGCCAACUUACUGGGUCCCCCUGCACAGGGUGGGCAGGCUAUACUGCACUCUGAUUCGGCUUGCCCAGGGGAUGAGUAUAACCUGUGUGGAGAGAGUGACAUCCUUACCCUGAAAUUGACCUGCGUACCACACUGUCUGUCACCGUGUUUAACUAAUGAUGCCCAUGCACUCAAAGGAAAUCAUAGUGUGAGUGGUAGGAAUGAGGCUUCCCAUCCCAAAGAGAGAUUUUUGAACUAAAAUUUUGCUUUUCCCUAACAAAAAAUGUGUACAAAGAACAAACACUUCAAGGAGCAAUUCUCACAGGAAAAGGAAAAAAAAAAAACAAAACAUGAUAGAGGACAGACUAGAUCCUUCACAUCAAGCCUCAAUUUUACUUAGGGCCAGAGGGAAGCUAAUCGUAACAGUUGCCAGGACCAAGUGAUUCUGCAGAGUGUCCAUCCAUUUUUGGCUCCUGAUUUAGACCUUGCUGGUUGAGAACAAACUUGAACUGAAAGAACUCUGAAAUUAGAGUAGGUACAGGAAACAGUGACAGACUUUAUUUUCCUGGGCUCCAAAAUCACUGUGGACAGUGACUGCAGUCAUGAAAUUAAAAGAUGAUUGCUCUUUGGAAGAAAAGCUUAUGACAAAUCUAGCUGCUGCUGCUGGUAAGUCGUUUGAGUCGUGUCCGACUCUGUGCGACCCCAUAGACAGCAGCCCACCAGACUCCUCUGUCCCUGGGAUUCUCCAGGCAAGACUCCUGGAAUGGGUUGCCGUUUCCUUCUCCAGUGCAUGCAGGCAUGCUGAGUUGCUUCAGUCAUGUCCAACUCUGUGUGACCCCAUGGACAGCAGCCCACCAGGCUCCUCUGUCCAAGGGAUUCUCUAGGCAAGAAUACUGGAGUGGGUUGCCAUUGCCUUCUCCAUGACAAACCUAGACAGCAUAUUAAAAAGCAGAGACAUUACUUGGCCAACCAAGGUUCAUAUAGUUAAAGCUAUGGUUUUUCCAGUAGUCAUGUGUGGAUGUGAGAGUUGGACCAUAAAGAAGGCUGAGUGCCAAAGAAUUGAUGCUUUUCAACAAUGGUAUUGGAGAAGACUCUUGAGAGUCCCUUGGACUGCAGGGAGAUUAAACCAGUCAAUCCUAAAGGAAAUCAAUCCUGAAUAUUCACUGGAAGGACUGAUGUUGAAGCUGAAGCUCCAAUACUUUGGCCACCUGAUGCGAAGAGCUGACUCAUUGAAAAAGACCCUGAUGCUGGGAAAUAUUGAAAGGAGGAGGAGAAGGGGAUGAUAGAAAAUGAGAUGGUUGGAUGGCAUCACCAGCUCAAUGGACAUGAGUUUGGGCAAGCUCCGGGAGAUGGUGAAGGACAGGGAAGACUGGCGUGCUGCAGUCCAUGAGGUUGCAAAGGCAUCUGAGACUAAGCGACUGAACAACAACGAGGCACGGGAAGCCUAUGUGGGGUUGGAAAUGAGGCUUCCUUGGCAUUUAGAACACGACAGGGUUGAAGAUGGAAGACACAGCAUUCAGCAUGGAGGCCUGAGAAGCUCACUGAUGGAGGAAAGACAGAUUUCCUUUGUCAGAAUGCCUGAGGAUGUGCAUUCAAACUGAAUGAGUAGACACUUGUCCUGCUGCCCCCUCACCUAGUGCCUCAGAGUGCUCAAUAUUAAAAAUGUAAAAGCAUGGUCAUACUCAAAAGGCGAUCUCCUUUGACUAAGAGUGGGGAGAACAACUACAGCCGUGAACAGAAGAUGAGGCCAUGCAGGUCCAGAGAAACGGAGUCCACUUAAGGACAGACCCUCGGAGGGGCCAGGAAUCUCUGUUGACCUAAUUCCAGGCCAGAAGUAACAUUGUUUUUUGUUUUGGCUAUGCUGCAAGGAUUAUGGGAGUUUUAGUUCCCCAACCAGGCAUUCAACCCAGGCCCUUGGCAGUGGGAGCACAGAGUCUUAACCACUAGACUGCCUGGAAGGUCCCCAGACAUAUUCCCAGCCCAGCAAAAGCCAAAGUAAGCAUACAAGUAAAUCGUGAAGCCCUCUGUCAUCAGGGAUUUAAGGUAGUGAUGUACUAACAUUAAUUUCCUGAUGUCGAUGGUCAUACUUUCGUUUAUAUAGACUAUUUUUGCUUGCAUUGGGUGUUUGUUGCUGCUCGAAGGCUUUCUCUAGUUGUGGCAAGCAGAGCUACUGCUUGUUGUAGUGUGCAGGCUUCUCAUUGUUUUGGCUUCACUUAUGGAGCACAGGCUCUAGGCGUGCGCAGGCUUCAGUAGUUGCAAUAUGUGAGCUCAGUAGUUCAGUGUGCAGGCCCUAGGGCGUGGGGAUAGUAGUUGCACCACAUGGGCUUAGUUGCUCCACACCUUGUGGAGUCUUCCUGGACCAUGGAUCGAACCCUUGUACCCUGCCUUGACAGGCAGACUCUUUACCACUGAGCCAUCAGGGAAGUCCUAGCAUGGUUGGAGUUAACCUCAAUUGUGGUCAAUCUUGUUUGGUUAAAAAAGGCCCACAGUGGCAAAAAGA
This is a messenger RNA of Budorcas taxicolor (takin), 11469 nucleotides long. RefSeq names its product mannosidase alpha class 2A member 2 (gene MAN2A2). The transcript is spliced from 24 exons. Gene Ontology annotation, cellular component: Golgi membrane. Gene Ontology annotation, biological process: protein deglycosylation; N-glycan processing; mannose metabolic process. Gene Ontology annotation, molecular function: carbohydrate binding; alpha-mannosidase activity. Lineage: Eukaryota; Metazoa; Chordata; Mammalia; Artiodactyla; Bovidae. The record is from RefSeq and is a predicted model, not a curated record. The coding region runs from base 228 to 3755 and encodes 1175 amino acids.